Prosopis cineraria is the source of this 543-nucleotide messenger RNA. RefSeq lists its product as uncharacterized. The transcript has 2 exons. The coding region runs from base 8 to 403 and encodes 131 amino acids. Gene Ontology annotation, cellular component: plasmodesma. Lineage: Eukaryota; Viridiplantae; Streptophyta; Magnoliopsida; Fabales; Fabaceae. The record is from RefSeq and is a predicted model, not a curated record.
AUAGAAGAUGAUUCAACCUAAUUUCGUUUCUUUAAUCGUCAACUUCAUAUUCUUAUCAUGUUUGACGCUUAACCUCGUUCUUUCCGAGCCACAGACCCAUCUUGUAAGCCAAGGUUGCACCCCAUCCAAAUUACAAACCUCAGUCAACUUCUCCAUCAUUGAGGACAGCGUAAACGCAACGUUUAGAGACAUUAGAGAGCAGAUCAUUACUCAGAACAAGUACUUCGCCAAGGCACAGCAAGGCUAUGGAGAAAACCCUGCAGUUUCCACUCUUUUUCAGUGCAGAAACUACCUCUCCGUUCAUGAUUGUGUUUCCUGCUUUGACGUCGCUGCCGUCAAAAUCCGCAACUGCCCCGCCGCUGGUGGUCGUGUCGUCUAUGACGGCUGCUUCCUCAGUCUCUAGAAGGCCCCACUUGACCCAAGAAGCAGGGGAAUUGCCCCACGCAAUUUGAAAAUCGUUUGGCUCACAGAACUUUCAAAAACGGCAAUAUCGUCAUGCCCAUGACAAGUUUGAACAUAAGGAAAACAGCUGAGAUGCCACGC